Molecule: messenger RNA, 1029 nt
Organism: Lingula anatina
Lineage: Eukaryota; Metazoa; Brachiopoda; Lingulata; Lingulida; Lingulidae
Source: RefSeq, a predicted model, not a curated record
GCAGGUGCGAGAGUAGGAAAGAGAGAGUCAGAGAGGCUCGGGAUCAGAGGACCAAGAGAAGGGAAGGCAACAGGACGGAGUUUUUCAAACUUGUGAAGAAAGCCUCUAAAAAGAAUGGCAGGAGGACUGAAUGCCCCCACUAUGGCUAUGGUAAUGAGACUGCUCUCCGUGAGCCUGGUUCUCCUCCUCGUGGUUUCGCCCACCUCCACGCGACACCAUGGGUACUCUUACUUCCAGCGAACACCCUAUUACUGCGGAAGGUUGAGAUUCUACGACCCAAGUUACUACACCUGUUGUAACGGCGCCAUUCAAUACGGGGGCCGACAACAGUGCUGUGGCUAUCUGGCCUACGACCCUUUACGAUCAAGCUGUUGCAACGGACAGCUUGCCGAGGCUACCAGCGGAUGCUGCGGCAGCCAGCCGUACGAUCCCAGGUUCUUCACCUGCUGCGACAAAAAGCUUUACUCUGGCGGCCAUCUGCGUUGCUGCGGUGCGAAGGCGUAUGACCCUACGACGCACAGUUGCUGUUAUGGCUUGAUCUACGGCGGGGCAAAACAGGUCUGCUGCGGGCAGAAAGCGUUCUAUAACGAAUUUCAUACCUGCUGCUAUGGGAAAUUGUCGUUUGGCAGAGGCCACAUGUGCUGUGGAAAGAGAGCGUAUGAUCCGAAAUAUUAUACUUGCUGCAGAAACCAUAUCUACUUUGGUCAAGUUUUCUGCACUGGUGGCAAAAAGUAAUAUAUGUAGUUUAUGUUGUAAUUGAUUAAUUAAUUAAUUAGGUAAUUAAUUCGCUGGUGUGAAAAGGUUCCCUGUGAUAUAUACAUAUAUUAACAGCCUACGAUGUGCAUUAGAGGAAAUAAAUAGUCUUGGAUCACCUGGGCCCAGUUUCACCAACACUGGAUAGCGCUAUCCUAUGGAUAACACUAUCCAUGGGAUAAAAUUAUGGUCCUCUGGACAUUUAUCCUGAGGAUAGCAGUCAUUUUUAUCCACUGGAAAAGCAAGUGUUUAGAAAACACUAUUUUACGCACAGGA